AUGAACAUCCCGGGCGCAUCAGUUCAACCAAAGAUCUUUUCGACUGUCUGCAAGUGCCCUCGAGGAACAAAUCCACGAGUAUGCGGCUGGUGGGGACGAAAGUUUUCUACAGUAAUGGCGGCUACUCAGGCUGAUAUUAAUGCAAUUACUUGCAUUGAAGGAAGUGGCACGACUCAAGCUCCACCAAGCAGCACUGCUGGUCCAACAACACCGACAACGUUGGCUCCAACGGCAUCAACCUCGACAAGUUCUUUUGACAGAGCAGAAUGUAUCUCCAUGCUGACAAGUUUUGGACAUUCUCUUCCUGAAGAAUCUUGCGAUGCAAUUAUUUUGCACAACACAUACAGAGCAAAUCACAAUGCUCCUUCCUUUACGAUCCCAUCCGCCACCCUCUGCCAAGGAGCUCAGGAUUGGGCUGAUGCACAAGCGGACGCAAUCACAAAUGGACAAGAUGGAAUGAAUCAUGCCACAAACCUCCAAAAUGUGGGAGAAAACUUGGCUUGGCUUCCAAGUGGUGGCUUUGAAUACUCAAUGUCUGAAGCGACCGAAAGUUGGCAGAAGGAAGAUGUUUUCUGGGACUUCAAUAAUCACCAGGAGUGCACUGAUAGUCCAACACCCUGUCCAUCUUGCAGCGGCGGGGAAAACCCUGGCUCAUUUUCCGAUUGUGGUCACUUCACGCAAAACAUUUGGAAAUCAACAACGACGGUGUGUGUUGCAAAAGCCAUCCGACCACAUGGAACUUACAUCGUUGCUCGCUACGAGCCAGCAGGAAAUAUGUUUGGUGAAUUCUUGGAAAACGUAGAAGGUCCACUCAACGGAAAUACCAUCGGCGGAUCAACCUCGACUGCUGCUCCAACAACAGCGACGACGAAUGCCGGAGCUGGUACAACGAACGCUCCGAGUACUUUUACGAGAGCCCAGUGCAUUACUCAGCUGACUGCUGAUAAUCAUGCUGUCCCAGAAGAAGCUUGUGAUGCUAUCAUACUCCUCAACUCCUACCGUGCGAAUCACAAUGCUCCUGCACUGGGAAUUCCAUCUGCCUCGCUCUGUCAAGGAGCUCAAAAUUAUGCCGACUCACAGGCUCAAAGUAUUUUUAAUGCUGCCGGAGAUGGAAUGGCUCAUUCAGCUAAUACAGUACGACCGGGUAUAGGAGAGAACCUCGCAUGGCAGAGUACUUCUGAUUAUACUCUUUCUGCUGGAACAACCGCUUGGCAAUCGGAAGAUGCCUAUUGGAAUUUUGACGACCACGCGGACUGUAACGGAGAUCCGAUUCAAUGUCCCGCUUGUGUUUUUGGGAAGAAUCCUGGUUCAUUCCUUGAUUGCGGUCAUUUUACUCAAAAUGUGUGGAAGGCCACCACGACUUUUUGUCCUGCAAAAGCUACAAAUGCGCACGGAACCGUCAUCGUUGGCUGGUAUGAACCAACGGGCAAUUUUGCGGGAGAAUUUAUGGAGCAGGUCGAUGGUCAAGGCCCACUCAAUGGCGUGUUUGUUGGAACCCCGCACAAUGCUGGUUUUCCUUGA
This is a messenger RNA of Oikopleura dioica, 1521 nucleotides long. NCBI's taxonomy places the organism in Eukaryota, Metazoa, Chordata, Appendicularia, Copelata, Oikopleuridae. The record is from the annotation of a GenBank genome assembly.